AUGAGCCCCCUUCGAUGGGGGCUUCUGCUCGGCUGCCUGGGCUGUGCGCUCCCGCCGCGGGUGCGGGCGCAGUUCCCCCGGGUCUGCAUGACGGUGGGCAGCCUGCAGGCCAAGGAGUGCUGCCCGCCGCUGGGCGCCGACACGGCCGACGUCUGCGGCUCUCGGGAGGGCCGGGGCCAGUGCGCGGAGGUGCAGAUCGACACCAGGCCCUGGAGCGGUCCUUACGUCCUGAGCAACCAGGACGACCGAGAGCGGUGGCCACGGAAGUUCUUCGACCGGACCUGCAGGUGCACAGGAAACUUUGCCGGCUAUAACUGUGGAGACUGCAAGUUUGGCUGGACUGGCCCCAACUGCGAGCAGAAGAAACCCCUGGUUGUCCGGCAGAAUAUCCACUCCUUGACCCCUCAGGAGCGUGAGCAAUUCUUGGGCUCCUUAGACCUCGCGAAGAACACGCCGCAUCCCGACUACGUGAUCACCACGCAACACUGGCUAGGCCUGCUCGGGACCAACGGGACCCAGCCACAGAUCGCCAACUGCAGCAUCUAUGAUUUCUUUGUGUGGCUCCAUUAUUAUUCCGUUAGAGAUACAUUAUUAGGACCAGGGCGCCCAUACAAGGCCAUAGAUUUCUCACACCAAGGCCCCGCCUUCGUUACCUGGCACCGCUACCAUUUGUUGUGGCUGGAAAGAGAUCUCCAGCGCCUCACUGGCAAUGAGUCCUUUGCUUUGCCCUACUGGAACUUUGCCACCGGGAGGAACGAGUGUGACGUGUGUACAGACCAGCUGCUUGGGGCUGCAAGACAAGAUGAUCCGACUCUGAUUAGUCAAAACUCCAGAUUCUCCAGCUGGGAAAUUGUCUGUGAUAGCUUGGAUGACUACAACCGCCGGGUCACCCUGUGUAAUGGAACCUAUGAAGGUUUGCUGAGAAGAAAUCAAGUGGGAAGAAACAGUGAGAAAUUGCCAACUUUAAAAGACAUACAAGAUUGCCUGUCUCUCAAGAAGUUUGACAAUCCUCCUUUCUUCCAGAACUCUACCUUUAGCUUCAGGAAUGCCCUGGAAGGAUUUGAUAAAGCAGACGGGACCCUGGACUCUCAAGUGAUGAACCUUCAUAAUUUGGUUCAUUCCUUCCUGAACGGGACAAACGCUUUGCCACAUUCUGCUGCCAAUGAUCCUGUUUUUGUGGUCCUUCAUUCCUUUACUGAUGCCGUUUUUGACGAGUGGAUGAAAAGAUUCAAUCCCCCUGUGGAUGCCUGGCCUCAGGAACUGGCACCCAUUGGUCACAAUCGGAUGUAUAACAUGGUUCCUUUCUUCCCUCCGGUGACUAAUGAGGAACUCUUUUUAACUGCAGACCAGCUUGGCUAUAGCUAUGCCAUUGAUCUGCCAGUUUCAGUUGAAGAAACUUCAGAUUGGACCACAACCCUCUCAGUGCUUAUGGGGAUGCUGGUGGUUUUGGUUGGUCUUUUUGCACUGCUGCUUCUCCUUCAAUAUAGAAGAGUCCGAAAAGGAUAUACACCCUUAAUGGAGACACAGUUAAGCAAGAAGAGAUACACAGAAGAAGCCUAG
Messenger RNA from Globicephala melas (long-finned pilot whale), 1560 nucleotides. RefSeq names its product dopachrome tautomerase (gene DCT). Gene Ontology annotation, molecular function: dopachrome isomerase activity; oxidoreductase activity. Lineage: Eukaryota; Metazoa; Chordata; Mammalia; Artiodactyla; Delphinidae. Gene Ontology annotation, cellular component: melanosome. Gene Ontology annotation, biological process: developmental pigmentation; ventricular zone neuroblast division; melanin biosynthetic process from tyrosine. The record is from RefSeq and is a predicted model, not a curated record.